Messenger RNA from Psylliodes chrysocephalus, 456 nucleotides. NCBI's taxonomy places the organism in Eukaryota, Metazoa, Arthropoda, Insecta, Coleoptera, Chrysomelidae. The record is from the annotation of a GenBank genome assembly.
AUGGAAAAUAAUUAUAAUAAUACAUGUAUUACGUGCAAAAAGACAUUUUCAACAUAUUCUAAUUUCAGAAUUCAUGUCAAAAGGUUUCAUCCAGACAAAUUAGAUGAAAUAGCUCCCACAAAAUCAUUUCAUAUUGCGGCAGUAUGCAAUGAAUGUGGAAAGACAUUCUCAAAAUACUCAAAUCUAACGAAGCAUGUAAAAAAAUUUCACCCCGAUAAAGUUAAAGAGCUUAUAAAACCAAAGACUUACAAAUUUGAGUGUGAAGAUUGUCAAAAACAUUUUACAGAUUUAAAAAAUUUGAAAAGCCAUCGUAAAUGUCAUGCAAGUGAAGACAUAAAACUGCAGGUACGAUGCUGUUUAUGUGAUUCUGAGGAAUUAUUAUUAUUAUUGACAGCAUACAAUCCUGUGAGCAGAUGGAAGCUUUCAAAAAGUUUAUUGCACCGGCUGAGUCUAUAA